Molecule: messenger RNA, 1921 nt
Organism: Marchantia polymorpha subsp. ruderalis
Lineage: Eukaryota; Viridiplantae; Streptophyta; Marchantiopsida; Marchantiales; Marchantiaceae
Source: the annotation of a GenBank genome assembly
CCGAUCGAAAUAAUUGGGCACGAAGACGAAGGAAACCGAUAUAAAGGGCCGAACGAACUCAAUCCAAAAGUCUAGAUUCGACAUUCCUUGCACUCGUCUGCUUGGAUUUAAUCUCACGAAGUAGAAGGCUCGUUUCCAAACACUUGGCUAAAGAAACCGACCGUCGAGCUGAAGAGCGUAAGCUAAGCCAGUCGAUGGCCAUAACCAGCAACGCAGUCGCUCCCUCUCCCUCUGAUGGUCAAAGCGCCAAUGGACAUGGUCAAUGAGAUUUUACAAAAAGUCAAUCCACCUUUAUCCACAGAGAUACGGAGGCGACAGCAUGCAAGCAGCAGAUUAUGACAGAGGAGGGGGGCCCGAGUUCCCCCAGCUCCCGAAGAGAUAGAUGAUAGCCAUGGAGUGAAGAAGAUUGGAAGGGGGCCCGAAGAAAGGUGAAGGAGUUCAUCUGGCUUUGAGUCAUCCGCACGCAGGGGACCCACUGACUCCCUCCGCGAGCCUUGAACCCAAAACCUUCGAAGCCUCGAGCUCGUUGAGUGCCGGGGGAAGGCUUCGGGUAUGGCUAGUUUGAAAUAAUCUCGAAGCACGGCUUCGCGGGUGCGCAAUUUUGAUUCGGCCGGAGGAUUGGCCUUCUUGAAAUCGGACUGCAUUCUACUUCAGUCCGAGGGAAUUGUCGCGCGUGGAGUCGGAACCGCACCGAUUUCUGACAAGAGUCGGGAAUGGAGGAAACCUGCUAGGGCUAGGGUUUUUGGCUCUUCGGGAGCUGGUACAGAGUGGACUCGGAAUCGACAUUGUUGGCUGAAGCGACCUCGAUUUGAUUUGCUCUUCGCGAGAAAUGGAAACUCUUUUCGUCACCAAGCCUGUGAUCGGAUUUAGCUCGCAUUCGGAUUUUAGGUGUGUACAUUACGACGGGAUCAAAUUGUCCUCCGGUAGGAUAGCAGGAAGAGUAGAGGUCAGCAGGUCAACUGGAGUGGAGGUCAAGGCGACAGGGAGGAAGAGCGGUGGAAUCGGAAGCGGUAGAAGGCGUAGAGGUAUGAAUCGGAAGGAUACGAUGCAGGCCGAGACAGAUACCACAUUGCCGUUUUUGGAGCCUCACAUCAGGGUGCACAAAGAGGAGGGUCAUCAGGUUUUAGUGGAUGUCGAGUAUCUGCUGCUGAGAGCACCCAAUCCGUUUGGUCUUGUGCUGGAGAUUUCGGAGGAAGCGAACGAGUUUCUGCGCAACAACAAGGAAGAUAGUCUGCAGAGAAAGCCGGUGUUGAAAAUGAUCAGUGAUAGGAUUAACGAAGCUGCUGGAGAACAGCUAACUGAUUCAUACAUUGAGGAUCAACCAGACAACGAGAAGUAUGAAUUGUAGGACGUUUUGAUUGAGGACAGAUUUAUUCGAGGAUUCUUUGGGUCACUCCCUCUAGACCCUUAUCUGGAGAAUGACAUAUCCCUUCAUUCUGGUCCGUUCAUUCUUCUUUAGCUUAAGUCCAAUACCGCAAUUGAAUAUAGGGAUAGGAGGCUCCGGUCCCACGUCGAGUCUCCAGUGGAGAAACUCUUCGAGGUACCCUCAUGUACUUGAUAAUACAAAGAGCAGAUUAUCGUUCAUGAAAAAAAGUAUCGAUAGCCGUAGCAUUCGAUCAAAAUGCUUCAUUUCGUCUCUUCUCUUUUGUCUGUGAGCCAUUUUCCACUAUUUCUAGUUAGCAUGUGCCCAAGUAACAGUCAGGUUGGCCCAGCUUCGGACCUCUAGUUUGGGAAAACUAUCUUACUGCGUGCAGUAUAAGAAGAACACGUCCUAAACUUUGUGUCGCAGGAUGUGGUGUACGGAGAUGAGAUCCUCCAUUGGACUCCGUGUCCGAUCUAACAUCGGGUUGUGAAUAGCAACUCGAAUUAUCUUGGAAAUGUAAUUGAGAUCCGAAUACGAUGGAUCCCUGCAGUGUUAACG